CUGCCCUCCUUAUAUUAGCAUGCUUCCUCCGCUCCAAUAGGCUACGGCAGCCUUGGCUCCCUCCGGCCUCCGCCGUGCCUCUUCGCCUCCGACGCGGCUUCCGGGCGCCUUCUCGCCGCUUUUCGCUCCUCAGCUGAUGGAGCCCGCGCCGACUGAACAAGACUAUGGCUUUCUUGGCGACCUGCAGCUCAGCACCACGAUUGACAGUCCCCACAUACUACAGAUAGAUAAUCGUGGAGUGCGCGAUGAGCAUACAGUGAUGAUCCUACAACUGUUGGAAGGGCCCCAAGAUGAGACAAACCUAGAUGAUUGGUUAUCAGGUGAUUUGCAUCCAUCCCCAUUGUUGGAGACAAAUGCCCAUUACCAGCCAAGAUGUAGGAAAAGCGGCCGAAGAGGAGCUCGGAGGAGAAGGACGUCUCCAUGGGACCCGAUGUUCUUUGAGAGACCUGUUAGCAGGGAGUACUCCACAGCCAAAGGUAGGAAAAACAAUAGCCGGUGGACUUCUAAAGAAGUGGAGAGACUGGCACGAGGCGUCUCAAGGUUUGGUGUCGGACAAUGGACCCUGCUGAAGCAGGAAUUUUUCAAAAGCUCAAUUAGGACAGCAGUAAACCUCAAGGACAAGUGGAGAAACCUGCUGAAAGGUUACCAGGAAAACUCACAGAAAAGUACGCUGCUGUAUCUUGAGCCAUCAUUGGUUGAAAAGAUCAGGAACCUGGCAGCAAAACAGCCAUACCCAUAUAGAAGGCACAGAUAGGAACUGCGACUUUAAUCCUUGUAUAGACCCUACAGGACAUCACGUUUUACCUAUCGUAGAAACUUGUAGCUAGCUUAUGAGGAAAACAACUUGUAGCUGGCUUAACACUGUUUUCCUUGCCCAUCAGUUGGUAGAAGAAAACAUUAUCAGCGUUCCCGUCUCUCUCUCUCUGUGUGCUAGGUUCUGCUCGUGUAGAAUCUUGAAUAUUUGAACCACUCUGAAUAUCAAAUGCUUCAUGGCAGUUAUUGCAGUUGAAGGCUUGCAGAUACUACUCCCCAGAAAGUAAAAAAAAUGCAGUAAGAUCAUUUUCAAAGAUACGGAAUGGGGGUGCCAAACUGCCAACUGGCCAGGGCCAGUUUGGAAAGGAAUCCAGUAGCAGGAUGUGAAUCUUCUUUUUCAGUUUUGUCUUCUUCUUAUGGCUUUUUGGAAAGGUUACAGCUCUUUUUUUUAUUUUGUUUUUAAUGUAUCGAACUCCCAACUGAACAACUUAGAACUCUG
Molecule: messenger RNA, 1252 nt
Organism: Zea mays
Lineage: Eukaryota; Viridiplantae; Streptophyta; Magnoliopsida; Poales; Poaceae
Exons: 7
Coding region: 137-754 (205 amino acids)
Source: RefSeq, marked provisional